This is a messenger RNA of Bombina bombina (fire-bellied toad), 2240 nucleotides long. Its product is annotated as zinc finger protein 567. The record is from RefSeq and is a predicted model, not a curated record. NCBI's taxonomy places the organism in Eukaryota, Metazoa, Chordata, Amphibia, Anura, Bombinatoridae. The transcript is spliced from 9 exons. The coding region runs from base 43 to 1854 and encodes 603 amino acids. Gene Ontology annotation, biological process: regulation of DNA-templated transcription.
UAUUGGGUUGCUAAGGGGUGGCACAUCAGAGUCACUGGCAAGAUGAAGGAACACAGGAGGCAGAUGGCGGAGCAGUUCUUAAAUCACGCUCUGGGCAUCAUCUACCUGCUCACCGGAGAGGAAUACACAAUUGUAAAGAAGAAUUCCCCCAACAGCUACAGUCACCGGCUGACAGGAGAGGUCCCUAUAAAGUGUGACGAUGUUGCUAUGUAUUUCUCUAUGGAGGAGUGGGCGUAUAUAGAGGGACAGAAACUUUACAAAGAUGUCGUGAUGGAGAAUCGUCAAGUGCUCAGUACUGCAGAAGUCUCAACACACAGGAGCUCAGGAGAAAAUAACGUUGAGAUGGCAUUUAAUGCUGAACAGUCGGAUGAUGUAACAAGUCGGUUGGAAGCGUUGGAUCAAGACGUGCAUGUUAUUAAUAGUAGCAGAGAAAAUAACGUUGAGAUCACAUCUAAUGCUAAACAGUCGGAUGAUGUAACAAGCCAGUUGGAAGUGCUGGAUCAAGACGUGCAUGUUAUUAAUAGUAGCAGUCACCAUGAAGGGAUUCCUGAUACCGUAAUAACAAAGACGGAAGAAGAGGAGAAGACAGAUGAUUAUGGUCAGCAGGAGGACAACGCUCCUGACCCUGGCGCAGGUCACCAUGAAGGGAUUCCUGAUACCGUCAUAACAAAGACGGAAGAAGAGGAGAAGACAGAUGAUUAUGUUAAGCAGGAGGACAACGCUCCCGACCCUGGCGCAGGUGAAUCUGUGAGCGAGCUUAUUUCUGAUGAAUCCCACAAAGCUGUAUAUACAUCAGAGACGAUAGUGGAAGAUAAUAUAGACAUCUCUCAGUUGAUUCAAAGCAAAGACUCUUACAAGAACCAAAAUGUGUUAUUUCCUACAGUAUCUUAUCAUUUCAUGCCACAAGCCCUUGAUUUAAAUGACAAGCAAGUCAUAGGAUGUUACAAUACGCAAUGCAGAGCAAGUACAGUUAAAGAUUCUGCGAUCACUAACAGUGCAAAUUGGGACGGACAAAAUUUGCUUUAUGAAAAUGGUAAAACAUUUAAUUUAAAAUCGAAGUUCUCUGUUUCUCAUCACUCAGUUGAUACAGACAAGGAACUAUAUAUUUGCCCUGUUUGUAAAAUGUGUUUUAAACUAAAAUCAAAACUAGAAAGACACACUAGAACUCAUAUAGGAGAAAGACCUUUUGUUUAUGAGACUGGUGAGAAAGGCUUUUCUUACGCAUUGAAUCUUGGUAAACAUGAAGACAGUCAUACAGGAGAGAAAUCGUAUGUCUGUCAGACAUGUGGGGAAGGCUUCUUGGAAGCACAAUUUCUUUCUAAGCAUAGACUAAUCCAUACUGGAGUGAAGCCCUAUGUCUGUCAGACAUCUGUAAAGUGUUUUUCACAGGGGACAGACCUUUUGGUUCACGACACAACUCAUACAGGAGAGAAACUGUACAUUUGCAAGGAAUGCGGAAAACAUUUCUCAUCACAGUCAAAUCUGAUUCGACACUGCAAGAGUCAUAAGGGAGAGAAACCCUAUAUUUGUCAUACAUGUGGGAAAGGCUUUUUUCAUGGGGAAAGACUUAAGAUCCACCAAAGGAUUCAUACAGGUGAAAAACCAUUUAUUUGCCAGGAAUGUGGUAAAGGUUUCUCAGAAAGGUCAAAUAUGAAUCGGCACCGAAAGUUUCAUAAAGGAGAGAAACCUUAUGUUUGUCAGACAUGUGGCAAAAGCUUUUCUCAGAGGCCAAGACUUAGGAUUCACUUAAGAACUCAUACAGGAGAGAAACCAUAUAUAUGCCAGGAAUGUGGUAAAUGCUUCACGGAAAGAUCAACUCUAACUCGACAUCAUAGGAUUCAUGAAGUAGAAUAGACGUAUAUUUCUAUGAAGCUUCUCUGAUAUGUUCAAAUAGGGUUGUAAGAUAUAGAAAACCACACUUUACAAAAAAUACCAACCAUAACAUUCUUUGAGUCUUUGGAUUAAAACUUAAGCACCAAUCCUUCAGUAUUCCACGGUCCCAAGAGGCUGAAAACCCAAUGCAAAUUCCUGGGAUUUUGGAUGCCACCAUGUUAACAAAACUUUCACCGUUGUUGCCAGACAGCCUCCUCUCAUCAUCAUCUAUUGUUCUUUGAUAAUAAGCAAGAUAAAAAACUGUUAAACCACCAGAGUUUGUUAUAAAUAAUAUUGUUUUUUCAAAUGUACAUCAUAGUGCUAGUAUUUUUAUUUAACCACCAAUGUCCAAAUACAUACCAGCCAGA